AUGGCGUACCAGGAGGCGACCAACAAACGUCCACCAGUGUACGCUCCGUACCAGUCGACGCUGGAUGACGACGAUCUAAAGGUGGCCAAGCGGGAGCUGCACGAGACAGACGACACGCGCGAGCCAUCGAUAGCGCAGAUUCGCGAAUUUAUCGCCAAACACCCGCAGAUCGUCCGAUGUCGCACCGAUCCGGUUUAUCUACUGCGUUUUCUGCGCUACAAAAAGUUCAAUGUCACCGAAGCUUGCGCAAUGCUCGACAGUACGCUGGUCUUCUUCAUGCGCAUGCGCGCACUGUACGGCGAAGAAAUUGACAGCUUCCACCCGAACGUGCAGGGCAUGGUGGAUCUGGGUGUCAUGGUGCCGCUGGGAUACGACCGUAACAAGCGCAUGGUGAUCCUGAACCGGGUCGGUGCGUAUCCGAAAACGACCAGUGCGCUGAUGCAGAUGAGGCUGGGUGCGUUGGUGAUUAGCACCUGCCUGGAGUACGAGCAGACGCAGGUGUACGGCAGCGUUUGGAUCAUGGACUUCUCCGGCAUGACCAUGAGCCACGUGGCAAUGUGGGGUCUCACUGAGCUGAAGAUGCUGGCCGACUCGGUGAACGACAUCGUGACGCUGAUGGUAAAAGAAAUUCACAUGGUGCUGGUACCGAAGAUGACCUGGAUGCUGAUCGACAUGGUACUCCCGCUACUCAGUCCUAAAAUACGGAAUCGGUUUAAGUUCCACCGGACGCUCGGCGAUCUUUGCAGCGCCGUAGAUCCAUCGAUUCUACCCUCCGAGUACGGUGGCGAACGUCCUUUGGAGAAAGCUAACGACGAUUUUCGUGCCAUGUUCGAUGAACAAAGAAAGUGGUUCAUGUUGGAGGAACAUUUCUUCAUGGACCUCACGAUACCAGCUCCCGGCAGCAGCGGCACAGCGACCGCCCGCCGGAACGACUUUCGGGACGAGGAAUCGAUGGUCGGUAGUUUUCGAAAACUGACGGUGGACUGA
Messenger RNA from Anopheles coustani, 987 nucleotides. Its product is annotated as retinaldehyde-binding protein 1-like. The coding region runs from base 1 to 987 and encodes 328 amino acids. The transcript is spliced from 2 exons. NCBI's taxonomy places the organism in Eukaryota, Metazoa, Arthropoda, Insecta, Diptera, Culicidae. Gene Ontology annotation, molecular function: phosphatidylinositol bisphosphate binding. Gene Ontology annotation, cellular component: membrane. The record is from RefSeq and is a predicted model, not a curated record.